This is a messenger RNA of Suricata suricatta (meerkat), 3420 nucleotides long. It is a transcript of the gene UBQLN4, whose product is annotated as ubiquilin 4. The coding region runs from base 105 to 1970 and encodes 621 amino acids. The transcript is spliced from 11 exons. Gene Ontology annotation, molecular function: polyubiquitin modification-dependent protein binding. The record is from RefSeq and is a predicted model, not a curated record. NCBI's taxonomy places the organism in Eukaryota, Metazoa, Chordata, Mammalia, Carnivora, Herpestidae. Gene Ontology annotation, biological process: ubiquitin-dependent protein catabolic process. Gene Ontology annotation, cellular component: cytosol.
GGGGUCCGUAUCCUUCGUACCCUCCCAAAUCGAGGUGGUUACAGUUGUCCCUCGGCCCCUCUGGGACUUGGGUGUGCAAUAGGUGCUCAAUAAAAGUGUGUUGAAUGCGUGCAUGGGGGAGCGUCGCCUGUGUUCGCACCUCCUGUGGCCGCUCCACAGUUUCGCGCAGGCGGGGCCCAACCCAGGCCAUCUGGUUGGAAGGAAGCGAGCCGGAGGCUGCCUUUGCCGUAGCAAGUGCACUUUCUACUGAGUGUCUGCUUCGGUUUGGUGAGUUCAAAGAGGAGAUCUCCAGGAGGUUUAAGGCUCAGCAGGAUCAGCUGGUCCUGAUCUUCGCAGGCAAGAUCCUCAAGGACGGGGACACGCUGAGCCAGCACGGGAUCAAGGAUGGGCUCACUGUCCAUCUGGUCAUCAAGACCCCCCAGAAGGCUCAAGAUCCAGCUGCCACCACUGCCUCUUCCCCCUCCACUCCAGACCCUGCCUCCGCACCCUCCACCACGCCCGCCUCACCCGCCGCCCCUGCCCAGCCCUCCACCUCUGGCAGCGCCCCUUCGGAUGCUGGCAGCGGGAGCCGGAGGAGCAGUGGGGGGGGGCCCUCCCCGGGGGCUGGGGAGGGGCCCCCCAGUGCUACUGCGUCCAUACUCUCUGGCUUUGGGGGCCUCCUGGGCCUGGGCAGCUUGGGCCUGGGCUCCGCCAACUUUAUGGAGCUGCAGCAGCAGAUGCAGAGACAGCUGAUGUCCAACCCCGAGAUGCUGUCGCAGAUCAUGGAGGACCCCCUGGUCCAGGACAUGAUGUCUAACCCCGACCUGAUGCGCCACAUGAUCAUGGCCAACCCCCAGAUGCAGCAGCUGAUGGAGCGGAACCCCGAGAUCAGCCACAUGCUCAGCAACCCGGAGCUCAUGCGGCAGACGAUGGAGCUCGCCCGAAAUCCAGCCAUGAUGCAAGAGAUGAUGCGGAACCAGGACCGGGCCCUGAGCAACCUGGAGAGCAUCCCCGGAGGCUACAAUGCCCUCCGCCGCAUGUACACAGACAUCCAAGAGCCGAUGUUCAGCGCUGCCCGGGAGCAGUUUGGCAACAACCCCUUCUCUUCCCUGGCCGGGAACUCCGACAGCUCAUCCUCCCAGCCUCUGCGGACCGAGAACCGAGAGCCCCUCCCUAACCCCUGGAGCCCCUCGCCCCCCACCUCCCAGGCCCCCGGGUCCGGGGGGGAGGGCACCGGAGGAUCGGGGACCAGCCAGGUGCACCCGACAGUCUCCAACCCCUUUGGGAUCAAUGCGGCUAGCCUGGGGUCAGGAGUGUUCAACAGCCCGGAGAUGCAGGCCCUCCUCCAGCAGAUCUCUGAGAACCCCCAGCUGAUGCAGAACGUCAUCUCGGCGCCCUACAUGCGCAGCAUGAUGCAGACGCUGGCCCAGAACCCCGACUUCGCUGCUCAGAUGAUGGUGAACGUGCCGCUCUUUGCGGGGAACCCCCAGCUGCAGGAGCAGCUCCGCCUCCAGCUCCCCGUCUUCCUGCAGCAGAUGCAGAACCCGGAGUCCUUGUCCGUGCUCACCAACCCCCGCGCCAUGCAGGCGCUGCUGCAGAUCCAGCAGGGCCUGCAGACCUUGCAGACCGAGGCCCCGGGGCUGGUACCCAGCCUUGGCUCCUUCGGGAUGUCCCGGCCCCCGGCCGCCCCGGCAGGCAGCGACACCGGAUCCGCGCCCGAGGCCCCCACCUCCUCGCCUGCACCCACCGCCGCGCCUCCUCCCGCAGGGGCUCCCAGUGCCCAGCAGCACCUCAUGCAGCAGAUGGUCCAGCUGUUGGCCGGGGGUGGGAACUCCCAGGUGCAGACGCCGGAAGUGAGGUUCCAGCAGCAGCUCGAGCAGCUCAACUCCAUGGGCUUCAUCAACCGGGAGGCCAACCUGCAGGCCCUGAUCGCCACAGGAGGGGACGUCAACGCAGCCAUCGAGAGACUCCUGGGCUCCCAGCUCUCCUAACCCCCCGUUCGCGCCUCCUGCGUCUCCGUUCGCUGGACGCCAGCGCCUGGCCCCUCCAUCGGCCCCCGCCCUCUGCCUGUCACCCCGUCUGCUCCCCUGUCUGCUCCAGACAGCAGGCGACUGGAGGGGCACAGCCUCGCCCUGGUGCCCCGCGGAUUUGGGGUUUACUCGUACAUCUGCGGGGUCGUUGCUCCGGGUCCCCCCCCAGCACGGCCGUUCAAGUUUUCACAGUGUCGCCGGCCGGCCCCAGCUACCGGCCCCACCGCCGCCUGGCACAGCCUGCAGACUUCCCGGUGGCGGUGCAGGGCGGGAGGAGUGACUGGGGCGGGGUUCCCCGAGUGUGGGGCUAGGGCUCCGCUUGUGCGUGGGGUUACUUGUGGUGACUCCUCUCUCCCCUGCUCCUCCACCUGCAGCCUCACCCCUGCUAGGACCACACCCUUCCAAGCUGGGGCGGAGAGGGGGGGACAAGCUCUCUUCUCCGUCCCUCCCCCCCAUUCCGGUCCCUUCAUCCAGGCUUCGUUGGGAUGUUGUGGGAGAGGAAGAUGCCCGUUUUCCCCGUUGGAAGGGGGACACGAGACACGGCCCUCUGACCAAGGAGCCGAGCCCUGGACCGGCCCAGUGGAAUGGGUGCAAAGGAGGGAUGAGAGUUUCUGGAGGAGGGGGUGGGAAAACGACCCGAAUCAAAGGCUCAGAAGCUGGAACACACUUUGGGGGAUGAAGCCCCGCAGAGGCCCUUGGUCGGGGGUCCAGGCUCAGGCCUGGCAGAAGGGCCUAGAGAUGCUAACGGAACUGCAGCUGCAGGAGGGGCUCCGUGACGCCUGGGGGCUCCUGCCGUCCCGGUGUCCAGGACCCACCUGCGUCUCCAGGUACCGGGGCUUCGGUCCCGGUCACGAGACAUGAAGGGACUGGGGGCUGUCCUGGCGGCGGGUGUGUGUGUGCGGCAGGUGCACGCGCACACACGUGAGUGGCGCGGGGCGGCGGAUUCCGUGUUGGUUCCUGGUUCUGCGCUGUCUCCCUCCAGAGAGGGAGGCGGGAGGGCUGAUCCAGGGCAGGAGUGCACCGGGCCAGGCAGCCGGGGCCUGGGGCCUGGCGGGGAACAGGAGGGCUCCCUCGGCAGCCCCUGGCCUUCGGCUCCUGCACUGUUUCCUUCCAGGCCAGAGAGUUCUGUCCGGAAGGGAAGGAGAGGGCUCGGCGAUGCCGUUGGUGCGGAAUUGGACGUUGCUCUCUCUCUCUCUGCCAGCGCGCAGGGGGCAGGGGGGGGCUCUGGCGCCCCUUCUCCCCGCAGCCUCACGCCGCUCAGAGGACCGGCUGAGAAUGUGGAGGCGCCACAUUUUCUCCAAGUGGGAAGGUGACCUACUCGAUCCAGAGAGGGUGUCCGUGUGGCUUCCACCUCCCGUCCUCCCCAGCGUCCACACUGGCCUUUGUAAAUAAACGACGUGGCCCUUAUUGU